This is a messenger RNA of Nelumbo nucifera (sacred lotus), 922 nucleotides long. RefSeq names its product zinc finger protein ZAT11. Lineage: Eukaryota; Viridiplantae; Streptophyta; Magnoliopsida; Proteales; Nelumbonaceae. The record is from RefSeq and is a predicted model, not a curated record.
CCAGUACUCUACAGCUUAUUAAUCGCCUAUAAAUAAAUAGUAGACUCGAUCCCCCCUCCCGUCGUUAAGUUGCAUUGCUUGCUUCGUCGCAUAAGUCGUAAUAGCCAUCCAGAAGCCAACGAAUCUUUCAUAGCAGACAUGAAGAGGAGCAGAGUAGAAGGUGAGAUUGAUAGCAUCACCAUGGCCAAUUGUUUGAUGCUGCUCUCCCGUGGAGCGGAGAACGACUCCAUGGCUUACUUUCCCAGUCGUGUCUUCGAGUGUAAGACCUGCAACCGCCAGUUCCCGUCGUUCCAAGCACUGGGAGGCCAUCGAGCGAGUCACAAGAAACCCAGAUUGAUGAUGACGGGAGAAGACACAGCAGAUCAUCAGGCACAGUUGCAGAGCUUACAGAUGAAGCCCAAGACGCAUGAGUGCUCCGUAUGCGGCCUGGAGUUUGCCAUCGGUCAGGCCUUGGGUGGGCACAUGAGGAGGCAUAGAGCCGGUUUGAGCGAAGGUUUAUCGCUGCCUCCUCCACCGCCAGUGCCGGUUUUGAAGAGAUCCAGCAGUAGCAGGAGGGUUUUGUGUUUGGAUUUGAACUUGACUCCUUUGGAGAAUGAUCUGGACUUACAGCUCGGGAGAAAGAUUCCUCCUGUGGUCGAUUGUCUUAUCUGAUCCCACACCUUCUUCUAGCUAGCUAUUUCCACCAUUUCUCCUGCUCUCUCGUGUAUUUAGAAUUUUGGGGAUUCUUUUUACCUUUUUAUACAUGUAUAAUCUAUAUGUAAUUAAUUAGGGUUAGGAUAUAGGACAUUAAUAGGGUUUUUAGACGCAGUUCUACAUUUUGUAAAACCUGGGACGAGGUGAUCAGUCCCUUCCGUGAUCGUUCUAGGACAUAUACCACACCAUUUAUUCCAUGAAUAAAUUCUAUUUUAUCUGUUUUGUUUCA